This is a messenger RNA of Linum tenue, 631 nucleotides long. The record is from the annotation of a GenBank genome assembly. NCBI's taxonomy places the organism in Eukaryota, Viridiplantae, Streptophyta, Magnoliopsida, Malpighiales, Linaceae.
ACCCUUGCGUUGCGCUGGCAUAGACUGAAAAUAGCCAAAUACAGAAAGCCGAAGAACAAGGCGGAGAGAAGACAGAGGAAACGAAGACAUCCCCCGAAACUUGCGAAAUCACCAUCAAUGGCGUCGACUGCAGCAGUACCCUUCUGGAGGUCUGCAGGGAUGACGUACAUCUCAUACUCAAACAUCUGCGCUAACAUAGUCAGGAACUGCCUCAAGGAGCCUCACAAGAGCGAUGCCCUAGCUCGGGAGAAGGUCCAUUUCACCGUUACCAAGUGGUCCGAAGGAAAGCCCGAGAAGCCCAGUACAACCCGGUCCGACGACCCAGAUGUUUGAGCUAUGGCGAAGCGUUGUGCGUGCAAGGAGGAAUAUCUUAGAUAUCAGAGAUUUCUAUUUUCUGUUUUCUGUUUUUUCAGUAUGGCCUGUCUUGGCUGUGAGACAAAAUUUUCAGGGGUUUGAGAAAGGUGGUAAUAAAUGUCAAGGGGAUUGAUUGUACUCUACUCCUGGAUUGUUGUCGAAUGCUGCAGGAAUUGUCAGCGCUGUUUUCUGUUGCGGUAACAUUUACGAAGUUGUUAACAAAUGUCGACGUGCCUAAUUGCUCAAGCUGGCAAGGAUGCUAGAAAACUAUGAAUGG